ACAUUUUAAUCGACUAAACAUAACCUAGAUACGCCAAACAAACUUCUUUUCCACUUCACAAAUUCACCCCCAACAUAAUCAAUAACAUAAAUAAUCAUAAAUUUAAUUAAUACAAACCACAAAAAGCCAAAUAUAAAUUAUUUAUCUUUAUUAAUAAUAAUAUCAAUAAUACAACAUAACCUCAAUAUGUCAGAUUGGUUAUCGAAAAUAAAAUCAUCAAAAAAGUCCUCAAUAUCGCAAGGAAAUCUCAAAAAAGUUCAUUACGAAUUUACUAAAGAUGUGGAGCUCGUUGAAGAGUACAACACUGAUACGGAGGUGUUAACGCGAAGAGCUUGGCGAAGAAAAACGCAUUUAGGAGGUGAAGGUGAUUGGGAUGUUGAAAUUGGAGAUCCUGAACCUUCAGCAUUAAAAAAGGAAGGGUUCGUAAUCCGUGAAAACAACAACCAACCAAUCAUCUCAAGAAGGAUCACCAAAAACAGCUUAGAAUGGAGAAUUAGAAAUUUACCAUAUCCUUUAGAAGUUUAUUCCGUAUCUGCUGAUCCAGAAACGAAAAGUUUGGUUGUAAGAACAAGCAAUAAGAAGUAUUUUAAAGUUUUGGUUGUACCCGAAUUGGUUAGGGCCGGUGCUGUACCGAAUCAAGAGAGUAUUCAGUUUACUCAUAAAUAUAAUACUUUGAUUAUUACGUAUAAAAAGCCGAAAGAGGUGGUUUUGAUGGAAAAGGCGGUUUAUGAAGAGGUGAAAAAGGUUGAAUCGAAAAGUGGGGAUAUUGAUCCUAAUAAUUGUAAACCUAGUUAAUUUUUUUCUUGAUUUAUUUAUUUAGUUGGAAUUAAAAUGUUAUUUAUAAUUUCCAUACAAAGAUACUUAUUCUAAUUAAUAAAUUUUGAGUUAUUUUGUAAUAAUAUUAAUUCUUUCAUAUGUAUAUUUGUCAAUUUGACAUAUUUGACAGCUUGAAUUAUUUGAUUAUAAAUAAAGAUUAAUU
This is a messenger RNA of Onthophagus taurus, 979 nucleotides long. Its product is annotated as protein DPCD. NCBI's taxonomy places the organism in Eukaryota, Metazoa, Arthropoda, Insecta, Coleoptera, Scarabaeidae. The record is from RefSeq and is a predicted model, not a curated record.